AUGGAAAGCAUUGACGAUUCGCACCAUGCCGAGAAUGUCCGUGACAGAGUAGAUAGAAGUGAUCACACCAAGACGGAUCAGUUGGUAUGUGUUGGUAUGUCUUGCGUGUUCGACAUCUUGCGGCAGCUGAGCCGAAGGGAUCCGGAAUUAUGUGUACAAGCCUUAAACUCUCUCAUGACUUUAUUGCAGAAUUUACCAGUAGAUAGUUUGCGAAGCGAACCAAAGCCGUCUGUCGAGUCCAUGAUGAAGGUGCUGCGAAAUUUAAGGGAAGAAGGACCGCCAUCGGUUUGUUCUCGUGCUUCCAGUUGUUUGGCUGCAUUAGCCGUCUGUAGUGGUCUACCAGACCAUCUCAUGGAGGCAGUCGAUGCCCUCAUUUGCACUCAACGAAAUGAGCCUCAGAGCACAGACUCGUCUUACGAUGACCUCCAAGUACCAGGAAAUUUACAUAGGCUUAGCGUAAAAAUUCAACAUAAAGCUCACAAAGGAACUGAAACGGGAAGCAGUUCUUGGUCGGAGCGCCCCUUAGACGAGCAUAGAGUGUUGUGUAGUUUUGAUUUGCCUACAUUGCCUAACGACUCACCAUCUGAGACACCUGAUGAUGACAUGAGGUUACAAGGUUCGAUCGCUUGUGACGGUAAGCCUGAUAUUCCUCUUGUUAAUUAA
Strongylus vulgaris is the source of this 663-nucleotide messenger RNA. The record is from the annotation of a GenBank genome assembly. NCBI's taxonomy places the organism in Eukaryota, Metazoa, Nematoda, Chromadorea, Rhabditida, Strongylidae.